Molecule: messenger RNA, 1175 nt
Organism: Myzus persicae (green peach aphid)
Lineage: Eukaryota; Metazoa; Arthropoda; Insecta; Hemiptera; Aphididae
Product: farnesol dehydrogenase-like
Exons: 8
Coding region: 405-1175 (256 amino acids)
Source: RefSeq, a predicted model, not a curated record
CCUACAUUAUUAUUUCGUCCGUAAAUACCUAGUGAGUUCGACAGGCGUAGGUGGUCGUAUCUAUUAUUCCUCGCAUUGCAUUAGUAGGUAUUAGCCAUAUAAUAUAAUAUAUAAUAAUUAGGGCUGUGAAUUUGUAAUAAAGUGCAUUUUAUUUUGGUGAUUGUGAAACGUAGCUUUGUCAUAUUUUCCUUUUUUAGUUCAUUUUCCAGCAUUUUUAAUCAAAUUCCGUCAAUUGACGGCAAAAAUGCUUGAAAAAAAUGUAUUUUUGAACACAGGCUGUAUAUAGGUUCUUUAGUGCAUUAAAUGUACAGCCCUAAUAAUAAUAUUAUAUUAUUAUACUAACAACCGUCAACUAGUUGCUGCAGCAGACAUACGGAGGCGUAAACCAUAUAAUUUCAACGAAAAUGGACAAAUGGGUAGGAAAAGUCGCCGUGGUCACGGGUGCAUCGUCGGGGAUCGGAGCGGCCACUUGUAGGCGACUGGUUGACAGCGGAAUGAUUGUCGUCGGAUUUGCCAGGAGAGAAGACAGACUCGAGGAGUUGCGAAAAGAGUUGAUCGGAAAACCGGGUGAAUUUCAUUACUACAUUGUUGAUUUGUGUUCAGAACAAAACAUACAAGAAGCUUUCUCAUGGAUAAAGAGCACGUUGAAAUCGGUCCAUGUAUUAGUAAACAACGCUGGAGUUUGGAAAAGUAGUGACGCUUUAGGAAACCCACAUGACUGGAAACUGAUGUUUGACACUAACGUGUUAGGACCCAGCAUUUGCAGUAAAGAAGCCGUGAAUAUCAUGAAGGAGUUGAAAAUCAUCGGUCACAUAGUAAAUAUAAAUAGUGACAUUGGCCAUUAUCCACCAACAUUAAUGGCCAACAUGUCUGUCUACAGUGCGACCAAGUUUAGUAGCGUUUCAAUAACUGAGAGUUUACGAGAACUUUUGGCUUUGCACAACCUGCCAAUCAGAGUCACUAGUAUCAGUCCGGGAUUAGUAGAUACCGAAAUGGUUGAAUAUCAUAUUCCCGGUGCACCAAUGUUGAAACCUUCAAAUAUAGCUGAUGCAAUUGUUUAUGCUUUGGCCUCACCACAAUACGUUAACAUUUCUGAAAUUCUUAUUCGGCCAACAAGCGAGACAAUGUUACCGUUUAUUAAGGACGCGUUUCAAGAAUUAAAUAUUAAUUUGUAA